GCCCUCGUCCUUCCGGGUCUUGUGAGCGCCUCGGGCCGGGAGCCGGACGCAGGCGCAGUUGCUUGGCUCCCUGGGCGGGCGCUGAGCACGUGGGCUGUGCUGUUCUGCGUGAAGGGACUGGAGCUCAGUUUUGCUGGUGCCAUCGUGGGCUGCAGGCUAAUAAAGGCCAUGGCGCCGGCGGGAAUCCUGAACGGGAAGGUGGUCUCCGCGCAAAUAAGGGAACGACUGAAGAACCAAGUCACUCAGAUGAAGGAACACGUACCUGGCUUCACACCUGGCCUGGCAAUCUUGCAGGUUGGCAACAGAGAUGAUUCCAAUCCUUAUAUAAAUGUGAAGCUGAAGGCUGCUGAAGAGAUUGGGAUCAAAGCCACUCACAUUAAAUUACCAAGAUCAUGCACAGAGUCUGAGGUGUUAAAGUAUGUCACCUCCUUGAAUGAAGACUCCUCUGUCCACGGAUUCAUAGUGCAGCUACCUUUAGAUUCAGAGAAUCCGAUUAAUACUGAGGCAGUCAUCAAUGCUAUUGCUCCUGAAAAGGAUGUGGAUGGAUUGACUAGUGUCAGCGCUGGAAAACUUGCCAGAGGUGAUCUCAAUGACUGCUUCAUUCCUUGUACACCUAAAGGAUGCUUGGAACUCAUCAAAAAGACAGGGGUGCAGAUUGCUGGAAUGCACGCAGUGGUGGUCGGGCGCAGUAAAAUAGUUGGUGCACCAAUGCAUGACCUGCUUCUGUGGAACAAUGCCACAGUGACCACCUGCCACUCCAAGACUGCCAAUCUGGACAAGGAGGUAAAUAAAGGAGACAUCCUGGUGGUCGCAACAGGAAAGCCUGAGAUGGUGAAAGGGGACUGGAUCAAACCUGGGGCUGUCGUCAUAGACUGUGGGAUUAAUUAUGUUCCGGAUGAUUCAAAGCCAAAUGGAAAGAAAGUUGUAGGUGACGUGGCAUAUGAUGAGGCCAAAGAGAGGGCAAGCUUUAUCACACCUGUCCCCGGCGGUGUGGGGCCCAUGACUGUGGCAAUGCUGAUGCAGAGCACAGUAGAGAGUGCGCAGCGUUUCCUGGAGAAAUUUAAGCCAGGAAACUGGAAGAUUCAAUAUAACAAUCUGAACCUCAAGACACCUGUGCCAAGUGAUAUCGAUAUAUCAAGAUCUUGCAAACCGAAGCCCAUUGGUAACCUGGCUCGAGAAAUUGGGCUGCUCUCGGAAGAGGUGGAAUUAUAUGGUGAAACAAAAGCCAAAGUUCUGCUGUCGGCACUAGAGCGCCUAAGGCUCCAGCCUGAUGGGAAAUACGUGGUGGUGACUGGCAUAACUCCAACACCUCUGGGAGAAGGGAAGAGCACAACCACAAUUGGUCUGGUGCAAGCACUGGGUGCCCACUUGCAUCAGAAUGUGUUUGCAUGUGUGCGGCAGCCUUCUCAGGGCCCCACCUUUGGAAUAAAAGGUGGUGCUGCAGGUGGUGGCUACUCCCAGGUCAUUCCCAUGGAAGAGUUUAAUCUCCACCUCACUGGUGACAUCCAUGCCAUCACCGCAGCUAAUAACCUUGUUGCUGCUGCCAUCGAUGCUCGGAUAUUUCAUGAACUGACCCAGACAGACAAGGCUCUCUUUAAUCGUUUGGUGCCAUCAGUAAAUGGAAUAAGAAAGUUCUCUGAUAUCCAAAUCCGAAGGUUACGGAGGCUAGGCAUUGACAAGACUGAUCCUGCCACACUGACGGAUGACGAGAUAAACAGAUUUGCAAGACUGGAUAUUGAUCCAGAAACCAUAACAUGGCAAAGAGUGUUGGACACUAAUGAUAGAUUCCUGAGGAAGAUCACAAUUGGACAGGCUCCAACCGAGAAGGGGCACACACGAACGGCCCAGUUUGAUAUCUCAGUGGCCAGUGAAAUCAUGGCUGUCCUGGCCCUCACUAGUUCUCUGGAAGACAUGAGAGAGAGACUAGGCAAUGUUUGUCCAUGCUGGACCUUUGGCCCACAUUGCACAUGGGAAUUCCUCCAUCAUUGCAGACCGGAUUGCACUCAAGCUCGUUGGCCCUGAGGGCUUCGUAGUGACUGAAGCAGGAUUUGGGGCAGACAUUGGAAUGGAAAAGUUCUUCAACAUCAAGUGCCGGUAUUCUGGUCUGCAGCCACAUGUGGUGGUGCUUGUUGCCACUGUCAGGGCUCUUAAGAUGCAUGGGGUGGCCCCACAUUUCCUUUCCUUCCAGGUCACUGCUGGACUGCCUCUUCCCAAGGCCUACACAGAGGAGGACCUGGAGCUUGUUGAAAAAGCCUUUAGUAACCUGAGGAAACAAAUAGAAAAUGCCAGAAUGUUUGGAGUGCCUGUAGUUGUGGCAAUGAAUGCAUUCAAGACAGAUGCAGAUGCUGAGCUGGACCUCAUUGGCCGCCUCUCCAGAGAACAUGGGGCUUUUGAUGCUGUCAAAUGUACUCACUGGGCUGAAGGGGGCAAGGGUGCCUUAGCCCUAGGCCAGGCGGUCCAGAGAGCAGCACAGGACCCCAGCAGCUUUCAGCUCCUCUAUGACCUCAAGCUCCCAGUUGAAGAUAAAAUCAGGAUCAUUUUGCAGAAGAUCUAUGGGGCAGAGGACAUCGAACUGCUCCAUGAAGCUCAGCACAAAGCAGAAGUCUACACAAAGCAGGGCUUUGGGAAUCUGCCCAUCUGCAUGGCCAAAACACACUUGUCUUUGUCUCACAACCCCGAGCAAAAAGGUGUGCCCAUUGGCUUCAUUCUGCCCAUUCGUGACAUCCAUGCCAGUGUUGGGGCUGGUUUUCUGUACCCCUUAGUAGGAACGAUGAGCACCAUGCCUGGGCUCCCUACUCGGCCCUGUUUUUAUGAUAUUGAUUUGGACCCUGAAACUGAACAGGUGAAUGGACUAUUUUAAACAGAUCAUCUAUCUCUAAAGGCUACUUUGUUUGGCCAGUGUCUCUUCAGGCCCACCAAGGAAGUGUGGGGAAGUCGAGGAAGUCAGCCCCUGCCCUGAGGAUCUUCAGAAAUCGUGGGAGUUUCCCUAGAAGCCUUUCACAGCCUUAAUCCUCAUACCAUGUAUAAAUUAACACAAAUCAUGCACAUGGCUAUUUGCUUUAGUGGCAGUCCAGAAUAAAAGGAAUAAUUUUGCUA
Nannospalax galili (Upper Galilee mountains blind mole rat) is the source of this 3096-nucleotide messenger RNA. RefSeq names its product methylenetetrahydrofolate dehydrogenase, cyclohydrolase and formyltetrahydrofolate synthetase 1 (gene Mthfd1). Lineage: Eukaryota; Metazoa; Chordata; Mammalia; Rodentia; Spalacidae. Gene Ontology annotation, biological process: tetrahydrofolate interconversion. Gene Ontology annotation, molecular function: methylenetetrahydrofolate dehydrogenase (NADP+) activity; ATP binding; methenyltetrahydrofolate cyclohydrolase activity. Gene Ontology annotation, cellular component: cytosol. The record is from RefSeq and is a predicted model, not a curated record.